AUGACCAAUCUAGCACCUAUCCAACAAAAUAAUUUUGAAUUCCCAUACGCUACAAGGUGGUCUUCACUUGGGAUGAAUUACGAUAACUGUCCCCAUUUCAGUAUCACCCAAUACAGAAAUCUUAUAGAUCAUUUGGGACAAGAUGAUUUUAUUUGGCGGCCAUAUCUUGGUCUAGAAGCCAUUCACGAAGUUAACCAACACGACUCUGCAGUGGGGAGUGCAAAGGUGUCGAUUAUCAACUUCACAACCAUGGAGAUGCACAACAAUGAUCGUGUACAGCUUCAGUUUGGAAUGCUUCAAGAUAUUCCAUGUCCGCCGAAAUGUAUCCCCGACAAAUAUCACACCGGUAAAGUCUCCAACCAAUGGGAAUAUUCUCCAUGGACCAAGUAUGCAAAACAUGAGUGUCGUGAAUGGAGGCAUCGUAGCCAUUUUGUUUUGUCCGACACUGUGUUUCCACACGAGAGAAAACAGACUAUCCAAUACAUGAAUUGGUAUAGGGAGGUAUCCAUCGGUUUCAUUUCGCAUCCAAGAUAUCUUGUUGACCCACGCCAACAAGCCACAUCAUCAAGACCCCAACAACCAACCCAACCCCAGCCCCAUUUCCAACCGCCAACCCAACCCCAUUUCCAACCACCAAUCCAACCCCAUUUCCAACCUCCAACCCAACCCCCUUUCACACAACCACAACUAUAUGAACAUACCCCUAACCAAUUCACCCCAUUCACAGAAACUUAUUCACAGUCCGAAUACCAAAAAUAUCCACCACAAUACCAAACAUACUCCAUGAAUACUACAAACCAAAUAAACACCCAGUUUCAAACACCAAAUCAACCCUUACCAGCCCAAACAUUUACACUCAUGUCACCCUACGACCAGUCAGGCUAUCGUCCUGACAUUGCCUCAUCCAGCCAACCACCUCAAAAUAAUUAUGAAGGCAUGGGCAACCCUUUUGAUUUGGAUGACUUUACGGGGAUGGAAUCGACUUCAUGGGCCGAAAUGAUGCAAUUUCUUGAAGACGACACGGUCGACCCGACUCCACCAUAA
Molecule: messenger RNA, 1044 nt
Organism: Lathyrus sativus (Indian pea)
Lineage: Eukaryota; Viridiplantae; Streptophyta; Magnoliopsida; Fabales; Fabaceae
Source: the annotation of a GenBank genome assembly